This is a messenger RNA of Salarias fasciatus (jewelled blenny), 1208 nucleotides long. RefSeq names its product class I histocompatibility antigen, F10 alpha chain-like. The transcript has 7 exons. Gene Ontology annotation, biological process: immune response. The record is from RefSeq and is a predicted model, not a curated record. Bases 52 to 1158 code for a protein of 368 amino acids. NCBI's taxonomy places the organism in Eukaryota, Metazoa, Chordata, Actinopteri, Blenniiformes, Blenniidae. Gene Ontology annotation, cellular component: external side of plasma membrane.
CUCAGACGCUCAAAGUGUUUCAGUGAGAGAAGAAAGAGAGGACAGGUGAACAUGCAGCUCUUCCUGGCUCUCUGCUUUCUGCUGGGAAUCCCCAGCGGGGCUCCAGAAAUUCACUCUCUCAAGUAUUUCUACACUGCAGCCUCCAAUGUUCCAAACUUUCCAGAGUUUGUGGUUGUUGGUUUGGUGGAUGAUUAUACAAUUCUUCACUAUGACAGCAACACCAGGAGAGCAGUUCCCAAACAGGACUGGAUGAAUAAAAUCACAGAAGAAGAUCCAUCGUACUGGGAGAGGCAGACUCAGAUAGAUUUUGGAGAUCAACAAACCUUCAAGGGAAACAUUGAGAUCGUGAAGCAGCGUUUGAACCAAACUGGAGGUGUUCACAUUCUCCAGAAGAUGUACGGUUGUGAAUGGGACGAUGAAACUGAUGAAGUGAACGGGUAUCAUCAAUUUGGUUUCGAUGGAGAAGAUUUCAUCGUUCUGGACCUGAUGACAGGAACAUGGAUCACUCCAGUUCAACAGGCUGUUCCCACCAAACACAAGUGGGAAAAUAACAAAGCUUACACAUCUUAUUGGAUAAACUACCACACCACAGUCUGUGUUGAUUGGCUGAAGAAGUAUGUGGAGUUUGGUCGGAGCUCACUGAUGAGAAAAGAUCUUCCCUCAGUGUCUCUCCUCCAGAAGACUCCCUCCUCUCCGCUCACCUGCCACGCUACAGGUUUCUACCCCGACAGAGCCGACUUGUUCUGGAAGAAAGACGAGGAGGAGCUCCAUGAGGACGUGGUCAGAGGAGAGAUCCUCCCCAACCAUGACGGGAGCUUCCAGAUGAGCGUUGAUCUGGAUCUUUCAGGGCUCAAAGAUGAAGACUGGGGGAGGUACAGCUGUGUGUUUCAUCUGGCUGGAGGACAGGAAGUCUCCAAGAGACUGGACAAACGGGACAUCAGGACCAACUGGAAGACAAAUGAUGGAGGGUUUCCCACUGGAGCUGCUGCUGGAGGAGUUGUUGCUGCUCUGCUCCUCCUGACAGGCUGCAUCAUGGGACUCAUCGUCUGCUUGAAGAAACAACCUCAAGCCUCUGAAACUUCCUCUUCAUCAGGAGAAGAUCCAGCCGUGAAGAAAGGGAGCAGUGAGGAGCAGAGCAUGUUAGAAACCUCUGCAUGAAAGGAAGAGUCCAGAGAGGCUCCAGUCAUUGAGUCUGAUGGAGCAAGAGC